AUGAACUGGAUUGUAACUGCAGUAGCUGUGUGCGUCUUCGUGCCCAGCACCCACUGUGAGACAAAAUGCUGGUGUUAUAAUGAGCCAGGCUGCGAUCAAACAACGUGGCUAACAUUUCCUGGUGGGCACUGCAAUGGCAGCCGACAGUCGCCCAUUAACAUCGUCUCAGCAUCUGCCCAAGUUAACUCCAAUCUGACUGCAUUCACCUUUCAUAACUACAGCAGCAACUCCACAAUGAAAAAUAUCAGAAACACUGGCGAGACAGUCCAAGUCGAACUCGCCAGUGGUGUGAGGAUUUCAGGAGGAGAUCUGUCCGAGGACUACGACAGCCUGCAGCUCCACUUGCACUGGGGUAAUGGCACCUCUGUCCCCGGCUCUGAGCACACCGUGGAUGGCAAGCGCUAUCCCAUGGAGUUACACAUUGUAAACAGCAAGGCAUCCUAUAAUCGGAACACAACUCUGGCUAUUGAAGACUCUACAGGACUUGCUGCUCUUGGUUUCUUCAUUGAAGAAAUGUCAGGUAAUGCAACUGGCCAACCCGCAAACUGGCACACCUUGAGCUCCUACCUGAAAAACAUCUCAAACAGCGGCGACAAUGUUACAGUGGCACCUGGAAUUUCACUAGAUGAUCUCCUGACCGGGGUGGAUCGCACCAAGUAUUACCGCUACCUUGGCUCUUUGACCACCCCCUCGUGCAAUGAGGCUGUGGUUUGGACUGUGUUUAAGGACACAAUAAAAGUCAGCAAAGACGUGAUUGACCUCUUUAGCAAAACGGUACACGUCUCCAACAGCACAUCUCCUUUUAUGAUGAAUGUCUACAGAGACACCCAGCCAGCUCAACGUGUCACAACCCAGGCUGCCAGCUCUACCUCCACAGCCUGCUACUCUCUGGCUCUGAUGGCUCUGAGCCUGGUUCUUGGGAGUUCUUAGGGCCAUGAAAGGUGGUGGUGUCUCAACAACUUAUGUUGUUGCUGGUAAAUCUCUUUGCAAUGAAAGCACACCUUUUUGCCUCAAUCUGUCCUCUCCCCUGGUUUGUCUGACUGUGUCCACAUUGUCAAUACAUAUAAAUACAAUUAUAUAACACAAGUAUGCACUGAACCACUCAUUCUUAGUCCCCUAAAUUCAGAAUGUAAGAUUUUGUGUACACGUAAGAUCACAACCAAGCAAAACUGAAGUACCUGCAACUCAAGAAUUCAGAAUGCUGUAUUGAGAAUUGAAGCACAGCUCGUUGUCUGUUUCUGCGCUGUGAAAGCUGCAUUCAGGUGCCU
Messenger RNA from Etheostoma cragini (Arkansas darter), 1268 nucleotides. RefSeq names its product carbonic anhydrase 4-like. Gene Ontology annotation, molecular function: carbonate dehydratase activity; zinc ion binding. The record is from RefSeq and is a predicted model, not a curated record. NCBI's taxonomy places the organism in Eukaryota, Metazoa, Chordata, Actinopteri, Perciformes, Percidae. Gene Ontology annotation, cellular component: plasma membrane. Bases 1 to 930 code for a protein of 309 amino acids. The transcript is spliced from 8 exons.